UACCGUACCACGGUUUCCUGUUUUCAAAUGUAUUAAUUGAUCCGCAAAGGACAUCUUUUGGAGACAAGAAUAUUCAGACAGACUGGCACAGCCUGGACCUCCGCCAAGACUGCUCGGAAGGUUGCCAUACUGGGAGCAAAAGAGUGAGAGAGAGAAAGAGGGAGAGAGAGAGGCAGAGGGAGAGCUGAGGAAAGAAAAAAAGGCAAGACUUGGCACAGCUCAGUCAAAUCAGCUUCUUUUGUCUGCUUUCUCGGCUUGAGCUUCAGGAAAGAAAACCGUCCUGGGGUACAGAAAAACUCAGAACUUUUUGGUUUUCAAACUUAGAAGGCUUUUUAAGUCUCUUGGGCUAUUUGAAAGUGUUGGUACAUACAAUGACGUUUAGUCACCAGUAUUAAGGGAAAUAAAAGCCUUUUUCAAAACGAAGCUUCCAUAGUGUCCAUGCAUUUGGGAAAUACUAUAGUUGAUUUUUUGCAUGUAUGAUUAUACCAUGAGAGACAGGAUUAAUAUAGAAGAUGGCAAGGCAAAUUUCUAAUUAGAGGGAAUAUUAAUUUUCUACAAAAUAAAGUUUGUUCAUCAAUACAAACCUGCUUUCAAAUCAAAUCAGAAAGACAUCCUUCGGAAUGUGUUCAGAACCCAAACAUCAUGUCAAUGGCAACAGAACAGUCGAACCUUUCCCAGAGGGAACACAGAUGGCUGUAUUUGGAAUGGGAUGUUUCUGGGGAGCUGAAAGGAAAUUCUGGGUCUUGAAAGGAGUGUAUUCAACUCAAGUUGGUUUUGCAGGAGGCUAUACUUCAAAUCCUACUUAUAAAGAAGUCUGCUCAGAAAAAACUGGCCAUGCAGAAGUCGUCCGAGUGGUGUACCAGCCAGAACACAUCAGUUUUGAGGAACUGCUCAAGGUCUUCUGGGAGAAUCACGACCCGACCCAAGGUAUGCGCCAGGGGAAUGACCAUGGCACUCAGUACCGCUCGGCCAUCUACCCGACCUCUGCCAAGCAAAUGGAGGCAGCCCUGAGCUCCAAAGAGAACUACCAAAAGGUUCUUUCAGAGCACGGCUUCGGCCCCAUCACUACCGACAUCCGGGAGGGACAGACUUUCUUCUACGCGGAAGACUACCACCAGCAGUACCUGAGCAAGAACCCCAAUGGCUACUGCGGCCUUGGGGGCACCGGCGUGUCCUGCCCAGUUUUUAUGUGGACUGAAAUUUUCAACUUCUUUGGAUAAAUGCCAAGAAGUGUGAUUGCUGCAUUGCACAGUAAGAGGUAUGUUUAGUUUUGUAAGAAGUUGCCAAACUGUCUUCCAAAGUGGCUGUGCCAUUUUGCAUUCUCACUAGCAAUGAAUGAGAAUUCCAGUGGCUCCACAUCUUCACCAGCAUUUGGUGUUGUCAGUGUUCUGGAUUUCGGUCAUGUUAAUAGGUGUGUAGUGAUGUCUCGUUGUUUUAGUUCACAUUUCCCUGAUGACCCAUGAUGUGGAGCAUGUUUUCAUGUGCUUCUUUGUGUCUAUAUAUCUUCAUUGGUGAGGUGUCUAUCACAGUAUUUGGCCCAGUGGUAAAUUUUUCGUAGCUGACCAGUAUGAUGAGGGGUGCUAGGGAUGAAGGUUGGUGAAGCUCACAAAGUGAGUUUCUGUCUUUUUGAGUAUCCACAUUUGAACUAGGCAACCUGGCUGCAUGAAACUCGUAGCUUUUUUUUUUUCCCCACUUUUUCAGCCAUCUUUCAGGGUCACAUCCUGAGGUAAUGUUGGGGCCCCUGGUUUUUACUGUUGAUGAUUAUUUUAAAACUGCAAUGACCUCACUGUUGGAUUUAAUUUGUUUAAACACAAGGGCUGGGGGUGGUGGCUCACACCUGUAAUCCCAGCACUUUGGGAGGCUGAGGCAAGGAGAUCACUUGAGGCCAGGAUUUCAAGACUAGCCUGGCCAACAUGGCGAAACCCUGCCUCUACUAAAAAUACAAAAAUUAGUGUGGUGGCACACGCCUGUAAUCCCAGCUACUCAGGAGGCUGAAGCACAAAAAUCGCUUGAACCCAGGAGGUGGAGCUUGCAGUGAGCUGAGAUUGCACCACUGCACUCCAGCCUGGGUGACAGAGUGAGACCCUGUCUCAAAAAAAAAAUGUAAUUUACACAAAAAACUGCACACAAAGUAUAUAAUUUGAUAAAUUUUUGUCAUACAUAUAUAGCCAUGAAAUCAUAGCCACAAUCAAGAUAGCAAAUAUAUCCACCACCCCAAAAAUAUCCUCACACCUCUUAUUCCUGGGCCUGCUUCCCCUACUCCAUAUUCAGGACCCAGUCCUAAGGCAAUCCGCUUUCUGCCAUUAAAGAUUAGUUUAUAUUUCUGACAUUGGACUCAGCAUUUACUCUUCCGUCAUCUGGCUUCCUACUCAACGUAAGUAUUUUGAGAUUCAUCCAUGUUGCUGCAUGUCUCAUUGGUUCAUUCCUCUUCAUUGCUAAGUAGUUUUCCAUCGUGUGGAUGUACCACAGUGGGUUUAUCCAUUUAUCUGCUGAUGGACAUUUGGGUUCUUUUCAGUUUGUGAUUAUAACACAUAAACGUGCUAUGGAGUUCAUGUGUUAAUCUUUGUAUGAACACAUGAUUUCAUUUCUCCUGGGUAUAUACCCAGCUGUCAAAUGCCUAGAUCAUAUGAUAGGUGCAUGUUUAACUAUUUAAGAAACUGCCAGACUGUUUUCCAAAGUGAUUGUAACAUUUUACGUUACCGCCAGCAGCUACGAGAGUUCCAGGUGUGCUGCGUCAUCCUGGAUGCUUGCCAUGGUCAAUCGUUUUGAGUUUAGAUAUUCCAACAGGUGUGCAGUGGGAUCUCACUAUGGUUUCAAUUUGCAUUUCCCUAAGAAAUGAUCCUGAGCCUCUCUUAUGUGCUGCUUUGCCAUCUGGAUAUCUUAUUUGGUGACACAUCUAGUAAAAUCUUUUGCUCAUUUUGGGGAGUUGUUACCUUAGUAUUGAGUUUUGACAGUCCUUUUUAUAUUCUAGAUACAAGUCCUUUAUUAGAUAUCCAUUUUGCAAAGCCUGUAACUUGUCUUUUUAUUUUUUUAACAGUAUCUUUCAAAAACAGAAGUUCUCAAUGUUGAUGAAGCUCAGUUUAUCAAGUUUUUCCUUUAUGUAUUGUGUUUUUGGUAUUGUGUCUAAGACAUCUUUGCCUGAGAUGAGAAGUUGUAUGGUUUAAGGUUUUACACUUAGGCCUGUGGUCCAUUUUGAGUUUGUUUUUGUACACAGCGUAAAGUAUGAAUUAAAGUUUGGUUUAUUUUUUGCAUAUAGAUAUUCAAUUAUUCCAGCAUCGUUUGUUGACAGGCUAUUGGUAUGGUCUAAAAGUUUGUAUCCUCUGCAAAUUCGUAUGUUGAGGUCCUAAUCCCCGAGGUGAUUGUAUUAGGAGGUGGGGCGUUUGGGGAUCUUAUUAAGUCAUGAGGGCAGAGCCUUCAUGAAUGCCAUUAGUGCCCUUAUAAAAGAGCCUCAGAGACCUGCCUUGUCCGUUCCACACUGGGAGGAUGCAGUGAGAAGACUGUCUGUGAGUCUAUGAGGAAGCAGAGCCCUGGCCAGAUACUGAAUCUGCCGCUACCUUGAUCCUGGACUUCUCAGCCUCCAGAACUGUGAGAAAUACAUUUAUGUUGUUUAGAAGCGUACAGAUUAUGGUAUUUCAUCAUAGCAGCCUGAGUGGACUGAGACAACCAUCCUUUCUCAACUGAAUCGAUGUUGCACAUUUGUUGAAAAUCAGUCGUCCAUAUAUGUGUAGAUCUAUUUGUGGACUGUCUAUUCUGUUUCAUUGAUCUAGUCUACCUUUGUGCCAAUGCUAUACAGUUUUGAUUACUAAAGAUUAUAAGUUUUAGAAUCAGCUAGUGUAAACAGUGAAAAUCACUGAGAGUUCAGAAGUUAAAGUUGUACUGUGGUUUCAAAUAAGGUACAUAAUGGUCCUUUGUCAUCAUUCAGCAUGAAUAUCCCCUACGUAUCUCUGAAGGUUGAUUUUGUUCUUUAUUUUAAGAAUACAAUAAUGUUGUGAACAGCUUGAACCUGACAAGUUCACUUGAAAGCAUUGCACAGGAAGUGGAUUUCUCAGCAGCCAUUGGUGGGGCCUUGUGACCCCCUGAUAGUGAGCAGCUCUGGGAACAGAACUGACAUGAGUGUCUGGGAGGGGACAUGGGAAGGAUCUGCAGACAAAUUGAAGAUCCAAUUCCUAUAAAUUUUCUAUACAAUUGUAUAUUUUAAUAUAUAAUUGAAAUAUAAUUGAUUUUAAGUCUGUCUCUGGAAAUAUAAGCUUUAAUAAUUUACAUCUUUGCUUAAUCACUUAUGAAAUCAUUUUAUAACCCUUAAUAAAAUUAGAGAGUGUAACUUCUCAAACUUUGUUCUCUUAUAAAGUUGCUUUUGGUUAUCCAAGGUCUUUUGCAUUUCCAUAUGAAUUUUAGAAUCAGUUUGUCAAUUUUCUACAAAAAGAAUUCUGCUGGGAUUUCAAGGGAUUGCAUUGAAUCAGAAUCAAUUUGAAAAGAAUUUACAGUUUAACAGUCUUAGGUCUUCUAAGUCAUGGGCACAAUAUGGCUCUCCAUUUAAUUAAUUAAAUUUAAUUAAUUUAUUUGAUUUCUCUUAAUAAUGCUUUAUACUUUUCAGCAUCCAGGUCUUCCACAUCUUUUGUUAGAUAUAUCCCUCAGUAUUUCCCAUUUGUAUGGCAUUGUUAUAGUAUUGUUUUUAAAAUUUCAGUUUCCAAUUGUUCAUUGCUAGUUUAGGCAAAUCUGAUGGAUUUUUGUGCAUUGACUCUGUAUACUGCCGCAAUGCUGAACUCACCUAUCAAUUCUGGUUUCUUUUUUUGGUAGAUUCCAUGGGAUUUUCUAUGUAGAUAUGACGUCUGCAAAUAGAGACAGUUUUACUUCUUGUUUCCAAUCUGUGUACCUUUUUCCCCUUCCCCCUUACCCUGUCGCACUUUAUCUCCAGUACAAUUUUAAUAUAAGUGGUAAGGGGAAAUACUCAUCUGUUCUGAUGUUAGGCUUGUAUUAGUCUGUUUUCACACUGCUGAUAAAGACAUACCCGAGACUGGGUAAUUUAUAAAGAAAAAGAGGUUUAAUGGACUCAAGUUCCAUGUGGCUGGGGAGACCUCACAAUCUUGGCAGAGGGCAAAAGGCACAUCUUACAUGGCAGCAGGCAAGAGAGAAUGAGAGCCAAGUGAAAGGGGAAAUUCCUUAUAAAAUCAUCAGAUCUCGUGGGACUUAUUCACUACCAUGAGAAUAGUGUGGGAGAAACCACCCCCAUGAUUCAGUUAUCUCCCACUGGGUCCAUCCCACGACAUGUGGGAAUUACGGGAGCUACAAUUCAAGAUGAAAUUUGGGUGGGGACACAGCCAAACUAUGCCAGUCUUUUACCAUUAAAUAUGAUGUUAACGGUAGAUUUUUCAGAGAAGCUGUUUGUCAGUUUUCCUUCUCUUUGUAGUCUGCAGAAAGUUUGUUUUAAUCAGGAAUGGAUUCAGAUUUUAUCAACUGUUUUUUUGCAUCCAGAAAAUGAUCAUACAGACAUUCCUUAUUAGUCUGUAAAUAUUGUGAAUUAUUUCGACUGAUUUUUGAGUCGUAAUUCAACCUUGUAUUCCUGGAAUAAACCUACUUGGUCAUGAUUUGUAUCCCUUUUAUACAAUGUUGGAUUUGACUUGUUAAAAUUUUCUUAACUAUUUUUGCAUCUUUUUUCAUGAAGAAUAUUUGUCUGAGUUUUCUUGUAAUGUCUUUACCUGGUUUUGGUAAUGCUGGCUUAAUAGAAUCAGCCGGGAGGUAUCUUUCAGUUUUAUGGAAAAGUUUGAAUUGUUAUUAUUCUGUUAUUAUUUCUUCCUUAAAUGUUUGGUAGUACUUGCCAGUGAAGCCCUCUGGGUCUUUAGUUUUUUAUGCAGGAAGAUUUUUAAUUGCAAAUU
Molecule: messenger RNA, 5873 nt
Organism: Gorilla gorilla gorilla (western lowland gorilla)
Lineage: Eukaryota; Metazoa; Chordata; Mammalia; Primates; Hominidae
Gene: MSRA
Product: methionine sulfoxide reductase A
Exons: 7
Coding region: 621-1220 (199 amino acids)
Biological process (GO): cellular response to oxidative stress
Cellular component (GO): cytoplasm
Molecular function (GO): peptide-methionine (S)-S-oxide reductase activity
Source: RefSeq, a predicted model, not a curated record